UCCCUGCAGGUGCAGAUGCCAGACACGCGGGGCCAGGGCGGGCGCUCCGCCUCGCCCCAGCGCGGCCCCGCUAGGACCCGGGUCUCAGCCCGGGGCCACGCCGGGCCGGGGUUCGGCCCGGCUGAGGCGCCUUCCAGCGGCCCGGGAGAGCCGCCGCGAAACCCCCGUCGCUCCGGCGCACAAAAGAGGGCUCCGGGCAGGCAGCGCUCCCCGCCGCCGACGCCCCCACAGCCACCGCCCCCCUCCGGCUCCGCGGCUGCCGGGGCGGGGCGAGCCGGCUGGAGGGGCCGCCCCGCGCCGGAUCCGCCGCCGGGGCGGGCGGCGGGGAAGGGGCGGAGAGCGGGGGCGCCGCCACCGCCCCCCGGCCCGCCCCGCCCGCCGCGCCCCGUGGUGCCGGCGCGGGCGCGGGGCCGAGGCAGAGGCGGCGAGGCCGGCGGGGCGCUCACACCGCGCCCGCCGCCGCCGGGCAUGGAGGGCGCCGAGGCGGCCGCCCGCGGCAGCAGCAGCCCCAGCCCCGCGCAGCCCCGCGGCUCCUCCUGCGGCCCCGGGCCGGCCGGCGGCGAGGCGGCAGCGGCCAUGGAGGAGCCGCUCGGGGAGGCUCCGUCCCCGGAGGUAACGGCGGCGAGGAAGCAGCAGGGGGUGAAGCGGCAUCACCACAAGCACAACCUGAAGCAUCGCUACGAGCUGCAGGAGACCUUGGGCAAAGGCACCUAUGGCAAAGUCAAGCGGGCCAUCGAGAGGUUCUCUGGCAGAGUGGUUGCAAUAAAAUCCAUUCGUAAGGACAAAAUUAAGGAUGAACAAGAUAUGGUUCACAUCAGACGGGAGAUUGAGAUCAUGUCAUCCCUCAGCCACCCUCAUAUCAUCACCAUAUAUGAAGUGUUUGAAAAUAAAGAUAAGAUUGUGAUCAUCAUGGAGUAUGCAAGUAAAGGAGAGUUGUAUGAUUACAUCAGUGAGAGGCGGAGAUUAAGUGAAAGAGAGACAAGACACUUCUUUCGACAAAUAGUCUCUGCUGUACAUUACUGCCACAAGAACGGUGUUGUCCACAGGGACCUAAAAUUGGAAAACAUCCUUCUUGAUGACAAUUUUAAUAUUAAGAUUGCUGAUUUUGGACUCUCCAACCUUUUUCAUAAAGACAAGUUUCUGCAGACCUUUUGUGGAAGCCCACUGUAUGCUUCCCCUGAAAUAGUUAAUGGCCGACCUUACAGAGGCCCAGAGGUUGACAGCUGGGCCCUUGGUGUAUUGCUUUACACUCUGGUUUAUGGAACGAUGCCCUUUGAUGGCUUCGAUCACAAAAAUCUCAUCAGGCAGAUCAGCAGUGGAGAAUAUCGUGAGCCAACACAGACCUCAGAUGCUCGUGGUCUUAUCAGAUGGAUGCUGAUGGUGAACCCUGAACGCCGGGCAACCAUUGAAGACAUUGCCAACCACUGGUGGGUUAACUGGGGCUACAAGAGUAGUGUUUGUGACUGUGAUGCCAUGAGGGACUCUGAGUCCCCAUUGCUGGCAAGAUUCAUUGAUUGGCAUCAUCGUUCUACUGGCCUCCAACCAGAGACUGAUACCAAAAUGAAGUGCCUUUCUAAGCCCAAAGGUCCUGAAGUCACACUAGAGAGACAAAGAUCUCUGAAAAAAUCAAAAAAGGAAAAUGACAUUGCACAGUCCAUCCAGGAAGGAGGAGCUGAAAAUGCAACCAAACCCAAUUCCAAGAGACCCAAAGGCAUCCUGAAGAAAAGGAGCAACAGUGAGCAUCGAUCUCACAGUGCAGGUUUCAUUGAAGGAGUGGUCAGCCCAGUGUUACCCUCUGCUUUUAAGCUGGAGCAAGAGUUGUGUAGGACUGGCGUAGCCAUUAAAAGUGUUGUGGAGGUAGAGGUAGCUGGCAAAUAUGGCACUAAGCAGUCUUCACUCAUGCCAAAAAAAGGAAUCUUAAAGAAGACUCAGCAGAGGGAGUCUGGCUAUUACUCCUCUCCAGAACGAAGCGAAUCUUCUGAACUCUUGGACAAUAAUGAUGAGACAGUAAAUAGUGACACUUCUCCAGGGGUCACAGAGCUAUCCAGAAAUGGGUCUUACAGCCAUUCCUGCAGGCGUAAGGGCAUCUUGAAACACAACAGCAAGUAUUCUCCCAGCAGCACUGAAUCUACUUUGAUUAGCCCUGAGACACCAACGCUGGAGGCCAUGGAAGAAGCGAUCCUGCCUGGAGAUGCAUUACCUCGAAGUUACAGUCGCCCUUCCAGCGUGAUUAGUGAUGACAGUAUUUUGUCCAGUGACUCAUUUGAUUUGCUGGAUUUGCAAGAGAACAGGCCAAACAGACAGAGAAUACGGAGCUGUGUCUCUGCUGAAAAUUUCCUCCAGAUCCAAGACUUCGAAGGACUUCAGAACCGCCCACGGCCACAGUAUCUAAAGCGUUAUCGUAACCGUCUGGGGGACAGCAGUUUUUCUCUUCUCACAGACAUGGAUGAUGUGACUCAGGUCUACAAGAAAGCCCUAGAGAUCUGCAACAAGCUCAACUAGUGGAGGGAAGAUGGAAAAGGAGGGAAGGGAGGUUUUCUGUGUACCUUUAUGAUGGAGUAAGCCAGGUCACUGAUUUGCUGACAAUGGUAGGUUUUGCUUCAGAGGUGCUGACUGUACCUACUUAGCUGAACUCCUAGUAAACUAGCCCCAAAGCCAUCUCACACUUCUCUAAUCUUGUGCCCUCAAAAUAUUACCUACCUGACCAGAGAAAAACCUUUGGUCUUUGUGUCUGUGAGGAAAGCACAUCAGGAGCUAGCUGGCAAAAGCAUCAAGAUUUGAUGGCUCUAAGUCAGACAGAAUUAAAACUGGAAGUGAGGGAUACAUGUUUUGAGAUGUUUCUAAUUAAUAUCAGUUAAGCUUUAUCAAGAGAUGAGCUGAAUUCUUCAAGUCCAAUUUGGAUGCCUUUUAGAAAGAGAGGCUUUAGUUCCCCCUGAAGUUAUUCAUCUGAAUACAGUUAUUGCACAGUGGGGACCUUUGGCUUGCAUUAUGCAGCAGGCCAGGCUAGGUAGUCACCAUAGUCCCUUCCACCAGAGUGACCUGAGAGGUUCUGAACAUGUUCUGGGACAGAUAAUCUGAGAGACUUGCCCCAGAAAAACACCCCAUGAGGUGUUUGUGGACAAGCGAUGGAGCAGACAUUCAGAUCCGGACUCUCCCACAGGGUCCGAAGCCAUUGCUCUUCAGUGAGCAGAAAGUUCUAAAACUGUUUCCAACUACUGCUCCUACUAGCAAAAAGAGAGCCACAGAAACAAUAAAGGGAUCUGGAAGGAAGGGAUGUUAUCAGCAGCUAAAUGACCUUUUAAGGCAUUUCAACCCAUGUGUUCCACUUGUGACUCUUUCAAAACGACCAGCCAGAUGAAUGCUCAGAUAAAGAUGGAUCUGACAAAGGGUCUCAACAGUUAGCUGACCCUCCAAUCUAGAGUUCAGUCACUAUCAGCAAAUGGUGCCACCUUGCUGCUAGCUUGUAGUAUUUGGGAGUGACAGGUAGUUUGUGACCUGAAUGUUAGGUAAGGAAAAGGUUGUAGCAUGUAGGAAACAGAUAGAGGUCAGAAAGUUAGUGGGAAGAUGCCUUUCUCCGUAUGAAAAUGUUUUUAGGUAGGUGGUAAUGGAGCAGAAAGAAUUGAGCGAUGAAAUGAUAAUGUUAGGUUUAAUAACAGAGUUAGCAGACCUGCUUCUAUCCUAGUGUAGCUGGUACUGAGUGUGCAAUGACACCAGUUUGAAAAAAAAAAAGGAUAUGUGUUUGUGUUCUCAGAUAUCCAACUAUCCAGACCGAAGGCUUCAACUCCCAUAAAGGUACCACAUGGGUCUACUGGAUUACCUGAAUGUAAGCCUAUGUCAGAAAGGCACUGUGUGUUUGACAGGCCUGGGCAAACUGGAAUAUUCAGGCCCAUUUCAGUCUCAUUUCCGUGAGCACAUAGCCCCUGGCUUUCUUGGAGGUGCACUGGUGUGAUUAAAUCACAGGUUUCAGCCUAUGCUGUCAAAUGAUCCACAGCUGCAAAACUUGCAUCUACAUGCAUACCCAGAGCAGAGGAGCAUGGGGCAAGUUCUGGUCUCACUCCUGCCCUGAAACUGGAACUGAAAGCAGAAUUUGACCCACUGUGUCCCAAAUCCUAGAGGUGGUGCAGGAGCGGAAUAGAGUUCCUCUGGGGAUUCCUUGGGAAUUGGAGAUAACUCCAUAAAUCAUUGGCAUCUGAGGCAGGAAGCUAUUUCACUUGCAGAUUCCUUAUUCAGUGUAUCAUGGUAUUAAGUCUGGUGGUUCCUCCUAAAAAUCAACUGGGCUGCCUAGCAUAAAGAUGAACCAACUUGAGUUUCCUAAAUCAGUUAAUCUGCCUCUAUGGAGAACCUUUACUUAUUACUUAUUUCCUUACACUGGACCAAAUUUGGCUCUGAAAUAAAUGGCAUCAAUACCAUGAAAUCUCUGAGAGACAUGCUCUCAAGCAGUCAAGUGAAAUCUGGCUCACUGUUGUUUGCCUAGGAAGGGCAACUGCAAGUCACUUCUCUGCAGAUGUGUACCUCUCUGUAUGAUAGUCAGACAUCUCAACUUCUCUCACAAGCCCUGCAUGUGCUCUUUUAGCCCAUCCCAAACCAACACCCCAUUUUGCAGUGUAUCGAGUUAACAGGUUUGCUGUGGUGCAUUUUAAAACAACUCAACAUAGUCUCCAUGGCCCUUCUGAAACAAGGGUGGAUGUGCCUUGCAGCCAUGGCUUUUAACCCGUGCCCUGGAGUGUAAGAGCUACAUCCUUAGCUGGUGUGAAUUAGCGCUGUCCCGCUGACGUGCCGGAGCAUCACUUCGGUGGGGUUACGCUGAUUGACACCUUCCCUGCACGUGUGGCACUAAACUUUGAAUGGAUUGAUAGAGGUUUCAGGAUGAAGGGAAGGGAACUCAGCGAGCCAUGGCAGGGAAGUGAGGAGCACCCCAAAGGCUCCUAUCUCCCGAGGCUUUUGCCCAGGCCUGCUUCCUUGUGUACAAAUGUGAAUGAGUGAGUGACUGCUUGCUGCCAAACUGGAAAUGUUAUGUAGGGAUUUACUGGCAUGUUACUGGCAUGUUACAUGUUUACUGGCAUGUUAUCAUUCCUAGAAGAGAAGAAAAAAAAAAACUUGACUGCACAUUGUUAUUAUUAGUGUUGUGAUUCUUAUUUAAUUUUUUUGUAAUACAAAGUCGACUUUUUUAUUUGAAUUUGUUUUUUUUUUUAUUUAUUGGUCUGAAAGCCAUUUCAAAGGUAUAAUAAUAUAUUUGGUGUAAUUUAAUUGGUGCAACAUUAUUUUACAGCUCCGGCCAAAAUUGUUUGGUGUUAUUUUUUGGGUUUUUGUUUUUUUCUCCCAAUCCUUGGUUGGUUUGAGCUCUAUGAGGCACACAGGGAAAAACGCUGGAUAAUCACCCAAAGUGUUUGUAUUUUUAAUCUGAUACUGUUUUUUAUUAAAUAAAAUGAAGUUAAUGUAACUGUGAA
Molecule: messenger RNA, 5447 nt
Organism: Pseudopipra pipra
Lineage: Eukaryota; Metazoa; Chordata; Aves; Passeriformes; Pipridae
Gene: NUAK1
Product: NUAK family kinase 1
Exons: 7
Coding region: 16-2502 (828 amino acids)
Biological process (GO): intracellular signal transduction; protein phosphorylation
Cellular component (GO): cytoplasm
Molecular function (GO): ATP binding; protein serine/threonine kinase activity
Source: RefSeq, a predicted model, not a curated record